AUUGGGGUAAUGUUUAUUGAGUAUCUAACUUUACAAAAGGAUAAACUGUGGGUAUUGAGAUUAAAGGAUGUGAUAUUUUCUUGUCUAUAAUGUUGAUAUUAGUAAAACUGACUUCGUUUCAAGCAGCGAUACGUACAUAGAUAUUUCGCCCAAUGUGAAUAUUGUUGAGGUGUAGAUACUAAGUUGGAUAAACAAAGCCUCAUCGCCUGAGAAACUUAAGCCCCAUCAGUUAUGGGGUGUGGCAACUCAACAGCCGUUGGCGAGGACACUAACAACAAUAAAAUCAACUCCAAGCAGGUCAACUCAGUGAAAGCUGCCGGAAACAAGCAGGCACUUGUUGUGGUUGCUAAUGGAGCCGCUAUUAAACGGACAGAGAAAGAUGAUGGCAAUUCUAAUUUAAAGCAAGAACCGGAAAUAGAGGAGAUUGAUGUUCGAAACAUUCUAUCUGGGUAUCAUGUACCAAAAGAACCUGAAAACCGGAAAGUCGAUAUCUUUAACAAAGACAAGAUGAAAGAAGUGGACGCUUGGGCCAAAAAGACGCCGGAAGAUCUUGCGGACAGUUACGAGGGGCUUAUCAGCCAUCUUACCAGCCAUUGCAAAACAGACGUGGAGAAAGUGCGAGCAAUAUUCAUAUGGAUGGCUUACCAAGAUAUUGACGGGGCAGACUACAGCAAGGUUACCGGGAAUGAUACACCUCGAGGAGUCAUGAAGCUUAUGAAAGAUCGGAAAGCGAGUUAUUCUUCAUUCUUUGCUCUUCUAUGUCGACAAGCUGAAAUAGAGUGUGUGGUGAUAGACGGUUGGGGGAAAGCUGCAGGAUACAAAGUCGGUGAUACAGACAUGGACUUGAAGAAAUUUAGAAACUCCUGGAAUGCAGUUUAUGUGGCCGGAGGUUGGCGACUAGUGUUUCCUUUAUGGGCAUGCAGCGCGGUGAUGGGACAUUCCACGGGUGCUUACACCAAAGUAGAGGCUAAAGGACAAGCGGUCCGCGAAAAAGAAGUGCAGUCAUCCGGGAUUACAGUCAAGCAUUUCAACGAGUACUACUUUCUCACAGAUCCAGAUGCACUUAUAUAUGAAGCGUUUCCGGAGCAAGCACGAUGGCAGCUUCUUUCGCGCCAAUGGGACUUUUCAAAGUUUGCAGAUGUUCCAUAUAUUCAACCUGCGUACUUUAACUUAAAAGUGGAUAUCCGAAGCAAAUUUAGCGGCCGUUUGAAGUCAACAGAUGGCGAAUGCCACAUUGAGCUGGCAUGCGGAGACCCUUCCAAUAUGGGCAUGACCUACGAACUCUUCUACAACCAUCUCGAAUCAGGCCAUGAAAUCGAUGCAAAUUUACAACUCAAUAACUAUGUGCUGCUUAACCGAGCGGGUAACCGUUGGGACUUCGGAAUCCGAUUCCCCGAAGCCGGAGUGUACAAGUUUCAAAUUUUAGGCGGAAAAGGAUAUGAAACGGACCUUUGUGCUUUCAAAAUAACCGUCGAUGAGGCAAUGGCGGACUGCAAACCUUUGCCGUUUAACCCGGGCAAAGUUGGAUACGGGCCCACCAUGGAUACUGAAAUCGCUGGACUAAAGGCAGUGUCGCAUAAAACUGGUAUUGUUAAGAUGUUUGCAAAUAAAACAAUGGAGUUUAAUUUCACGUUAACGCGCGACAUUGUUGUGCGGACAGAACUUUUGCACGCUACCAUAGCAAAGGAAGAUCUGCAGAAGUAUUGUAAAAUGACGCAGAAAUCCCGCAACGUCAGUGUCCAGGUUUCUGUACCAGAGGAUGGGGAGUAUGCUUUGGCUUUGCACGCUCAGCAGAAGAACAGGAGUGAUUAUGACAACGUCUGUAACUAUCUUCUGACAUCGGAGAAAAAGAAGAAGAAACGAGAGUGGGAGAAUCCCAUUGAGAAAAGGACUAGAAACAACGUGUCAGUUUUAGCAAAAGCGAAAGGGACUAAAUGCGUUGAGGAGCUAGAAGGAGAAAUAGAGAAAUUCCAAAAGUUGGAAAUGGAAGAUAAGGGAGAGCUACAAGCGGCUCAGGACGCACUGGAGUAUAAAAAGGACCAAAAAUGUCUCAAGGACGCAAUAAAUCGGCGCAACCUAGAAAAACUUGAAAUCGCCAUCAAGCAAGGUCAUAACUCGCGGUUCAAGGAAAAACUGUCCCGCUUAAUAGAGGACGCGGAAGAGUUGAGGAACCAUCUCGUGCAUCUAAACAAGAUUGCGCACGAUAUCCUCGAGAUGAAGCAGUCCACCAUAUCCGAGCUCCGCAGCUACAAAUCCCCUCCGAACAUCAUCUUUGACAUCAUGCAGUCCGCGUUCCUGAUGUUGGGUGAAACAAGUGAACAACUAGAGGUUUGGGAAAACCUCCAAGUUUUAAUGGGGAAAAUGGGAAAAGAAAGUAUGCUCCGACGCGUCAAGACGUUCGAUACGAUAAAAGUAAAGCCUGGAGUGCAGCAAAAGGUGGAAGAGAUGCUCAAUAAAUACAGCGAGUUUGAGGCGCGUGUUGCAAGCGCGGGGGCGGGGACGUUUUAUUGUUGGCUGAAGGAUGUAUGCAUAGCCAUUGACCAGACUGAGCCACCUACGGGGAAUGAUCCUUAACAGACUCGGACUGACAUCGGCUCUAAUUAAUAAUGGGUCUUGAAAAUAUUAUUAUUCAAAUUAUGUAUGACACGAAUAUUUUGUUAAACGCUAUGCAAAUUUUAACUGUGCGACGCGCGAAUGACUCUUUGUAAUAUUUUAACAAUAACAAUUCAAAGAAUGCAUAACUUUUUAAAUAUGCGUUGAGCGGAUAAACAAAGCAAUACUGACUCUGAUUAAUAUACCAGGACCUUAUGUGAAAAGACGGCUGACACAUAAAACUUAUAAUAAGCCAGGCUUAAAUUAUCAUCUAUUCACCUUUACGUUUUAUCUUAAGAAGUGAUGUGACGGCAAUAUUGACCAACACAACUUAGUUACGGCAUCUAUAUUGCAUUAAAUGACUAUCAAAAUUCAACUAAAGAUGAAAGUAUUCUUGAUAGCAGACUGUAAACAUAUACAAACCUUGAAAACAGUUGUUUUUAAAGGUAUGACCUUACGGAAGUAAAUUCCGCAUAUGCACUUAAAACGAUCGUCUGUACAUUACAGGUGUGGACAUUGUGACGCAUGUCAGACAGCCUCUUUGGCGAAAUUAACAAGUGCAUUGCACAAACAUUUAUUUUGCUAUACACUGUGAUACUACUUGUGAUAAUAACGUGAAUGACCUUAAAUGUCCCUACAUGUAUUUAUGGCCCUAGUCUACAUGACAAGACCUAUCUAUUUUAACUGGAUAUAAGUUCAUACAUACUAAUAUGACGAAAAGAUAUUAAUAAGCAAACAUAUUCAUGGAUUACAUUGACGUCAUGAUGUUGUAAUUAACGAUGUUUACGAUCGAUGCAGCGUGUAACGAACUACCUACUCUUGGAACAAUUGGAGCAUUUGAAGUUUGAGCUUUUAAAUGCGUCGAACUAUUUCAUAGGCCGUUCCCGUAAUUCUAUGUACAGAAACUGCACCGCGAAUCUUACAAAAAAAGUUUUUUGUUUACGAAAUCCAAUGAGUGUUAUUGUGUUUUGGCACGGAAUAUACCGAUUAGUAAGUUUUAUUUUGAAAUAAAAGCAAUAGUUGUCGACUGAGGCUAUCAAUAUCUUUUGGCAUUCGUUUUCCAGCGAAUGUUAACUAUUGCAUAUUAUUUUCCUAAUAUUGUAUUUAAGAGAUAGUGUCAUAUUGUCAAAGAUAUGCUCAUGCUUAUCUAUUUAAUUCCCCUUUUAAUACAUUAAUGCUAGCAGA
This is a messenger RNA of Dreissena polymorpha, 3777 nucleotides long. RefSeq names its product hillarin-like. The transcript has 12 exons. Bases 232 to 2574 code for a protein of 780 amino acids. Lineage: Eukaryota; Metazoa; Mollusca; Bivalvia; Myida; Dreissenidae. The record is from RefSeq and is a predicted model, not a curated record.